Molecule: messenger RNA, 773 nt
Organism: Chironomus riparius
Lineage: Eukaryota; Metazoa; Arthropoda; Insecta; Diptera; Chironomidae
Source: the annotation of a GenBank genome assembly
CUCAAUUAAAAAUCAAAAAUGUCAUCAGAAACGGAAAAGAAAGUCCAAAAAUCCCGUGGACCUUCUCAACUAGCUAAAUUCUAUCUGAUCUUGUACAAUGCUGUGCAGGUUGCAGGGUGGUCAUUUAUGCUGUUUCAGCUAAUCUCAUACUACACAAUCGAUAAAGCUGUCCAAUCAAAAAUGACUCUAUGGGAAUACAUUAGCUGGACAGUCAUUGUGUUCCAAAAUGCUGCUGUUUUGGAGAUCCUUCACGUUGCUUUCGGAAUUGUUAAGAGUAACUUGUUCAUCACAACUGUUCAAGUUCUAUCGCGUGUCAUGGUUGUUUGCGGUGUUAUUUUGGCUACUCCAACUGGAAGAGUUUCACCUGGCGUGCCACUAGCCUUACUUGCCUGGAGUGUCACUGAGAUUAUUCGUUAUGGCUAUUAUGCAUUUAAUUUGAUUGGAGCUGUUCCAUACGUUAUAGUUUAUUUAAGAUACACAACAUUUAUUGCUUUAUAUCCAAUUGGAGUUACCGGUGAGCUGUUAUGCUUCUAUUGGGCACAAAGUCACAUUCAGGAAUCAAAGCAAUGGAGCAUUGAAAUGCCAAAUAAAAUUAAUUUUACAUUCUCGUACUUCUACUUUAUGUGGAUGGUAAUGCUUUCUUACAUUCCAUUAUUCCCACAAAUGUACUUGCACAUGUUUGCACAGCGCAAGAAGAUUAUUGGCUCAGGAAGAAGUCAUUAAGGAUAAUUAAUUAAAAUUCAGAAUACUCAAGAAAUUCUGAUCGGUUGUGG